Iphiclides podalirius (scarce swallowtail) is the source of this 1209-nucleotide messenger RNA. NCBI's taxonomy places the organism in Eukaryota, Metazoa, Arthropoda, Insecta, Lepidoptera, Papilionidae. The record is from the annotation of a GenBank genome assembly.
AUGCGUGGAAAACGUUUCCGAAUGGUGGUGGAACGGAGGCGAGCGCACCAUCGGACAGUGCGCGCCAUGACACCGCGAACGUUGACCGCCCUAGCGGCGAUUCUUGCCGUCACUAGCGCUGCCGUUGAUGAACAAAACGGCAUCAUCUACCAACUUACUGACGAACAGUACUAUGAGAUGCCGACGCUCUUCCACCUGGACGAGUUCGACGGGUGCCUGGCCACCCGCGACGCCUACUGUCUCGGCAGCUUCGAGCUCUCCGCCGAGCCGGACCACAAGCUGUUCCAGACCAUGCAGCGCUACUCAGCCAACUGGGUGGACAAUUUCAACCACACGCGUCUGCAUCGGGGCUUGUGCCUGAACCGCAGCUGUACCGCGCAGGCGCCUUCGAUUUCGACUCGACCACACUCCCAGCAAGAGCUCCAAUCGUGGUUCUCGUCGUGCGUGAACACGACUGUACAAAACAGCUACGGUCUGCGCGCGCGACUGUACAACCUCGAGUACUGCAAGACCAGUUCGUCCAGUUCCGGUGGUCCCCUAACGGCCAACGAGAAGGCCUUCGCGGCCGCAGUGACCACGCUGCUGGCGCUCGCUGCAGUCAGCACCACUUUGGACCUCGCCCUCUCCGACCACAAGAGGAAGGGGGCGGGCUGGGCACUGUCUUGGUCUCUGCGCCAGUCGUGGCGCACCCUGACCGCGCCCCCGGCCUCGCCGGCCGACUGCGACCUCCGCUGCUUCGACGGCCUGCGGGUCUUCUCCAUGCUGUGCGUCAUCAUAGAGCACGUCUGCUGGCUGGCGACGCUCUCCUACCUCGCCGACACGAGAUACUACGAGCAGAUAUUCCGCUGGAUGUCAGUACUGGCGGCGCCGCUGGCGCUGUGGUGGGCGGCGCUGUCGCCGCUGCUGCUGCCGGCCGGGCCGCCUCCGCGCGGCGCGGCGGCUGCCCUCGCCGCCCUAGAGCGGCCCGUCUUCGCCUUUCUCUGCUCCGUCGCCCUACUGGGCGCUAUAAACGGCGUCCGAUCGCCGUGGCGCACGUGGCUGUCGGGGCGCGGCUGGGCGGUGUGCGCGCGGCUCUCGUUCGGCGCGCUGCUGCUGCACAUGCCGCUCAACAAGGCGCUCAUCGCGGCCCGCUUGGCGCCCGCGCAAAUCGACCGCCAGAACGCGCUCCAGCAACCGCAAACAUCCCACAAAGCAGAUAAGACAGAUAUG